Messenger RNA from Spodoptera exigua (beet armyworm), 2201 nucleotides. The record is from the annotation of a GenBank genome assembly. NCBI's taxonomy places the organism in Eukaryota, Metazoa, Arthropoda, Insecta, Lepidoptera, Noctuidae.
GGAAAGAUUAGGGACGUGGGGCACGUGUUUAGUAUUUUUUUUAAAUACCUAAAUACAAAUCGAUUUUAAUAAUAUGGAUACCGAAUAAAUAAUAUACUUAAAUAAAGAUUUGAAAUUAAAUGUGAACUAUAAUUUAGUUAGUUUAUUUUAUAUGGAUUAACAUUUAAAAAAUAGAGAUAUAAAAAGAUGAAAGACAAGAGGACACUACACAUAUUGAAACAGUAUUUGUGACAGAGUUCAAAAUACAGAUCAAAAGUUAACUGUUUAGUUAAAAUAGUGUCUCAGUGAUAUUAGUUCUAGUUAUAAUAAAAAAAAGAUGGAUAACUCUGAUCCAGAAGCGAAAUUGAAUGAGCGGACUGAAACCAAUGAGGUUGCCAUAGAUGAUGUUAAGAAGAAUGGAGUUAAUAAUAGCCCUGUUACACAUGAAUACUUGGACUACGAGCCGUCAGGAUGGUUGGAGACCACACUCCUCAGGGUAGGCAACUCGACAGAUGUCUUCAUCAAACAGAAUCGGUCUGUCAUGAAGACCGUCACCUUAUUUGUAUUAAAUGGACUGGUUCUGGGAUUCUUCUUCGGCUGUCUCUAUCAUUAUUUGAAUUCUGACCCACAACCUCUGGAGCUGUGCCAUGGCUUCGGCAGCCUAAUAGCAUUCCUGGGCAUCAUAUACUUCUUCAUAAUAUACUUCGUGGUGGUGAAGAGGUUAUUUGGUGCCUGGUUCGAGAAGACAAUAUGGAGCAGGGUCGAGAAAACCUUUGCCAAGCUUUGGACUAUGAUGUGGUUCCGCUGGUGUGUGGUCUUAGCUGUCCUGGGUGCGAUAGCUGUUUACCUGUUUCUGGACACACGAGACAACCCGGGCAGACUCGUGUCCCUCAUAGGAUUAUUCAUAAUAUUACUUUUAGGUUUCGUAUUCUCCGCUCACCCUGGUCGUGUGAACUGGCGAACAGUGUCCACUGGUCUCCUGAUCCAGUUUUUGUUUGGCGUGCUCUUCAUCAGGUGGACUCCUGGAAGGGCUGCGUUGCAAUGUUUCUCUGAUAAGGUGGCAACGUUUCUGUCUUAUGGUGUAGAGGGCGCUGCCUUCGCUUUUGGAGAUCUACUGGUCAGGACUGAAGGAGUUUUUGCAUUCAGUACGCUACCAGUAAUCUUCUUCUUUAGUAUGUUGGUGGAGAUCUUAUUCUUCUGGGGCGCCCUCCAGUGGUUCGUUUUGAAACUAGGGCAGGUGCUACGCGCCGCCACGGGAACCACUGUGUGUGAGAGCGUCAUAGCGGUUGGAAACGUUUUCUUGGGGAUGACUGAAUCAAUAUUGCUAAUCAAGCCAUAUCUAGCUCUGCAGACCCCUUCUGAAAUACACGUAGUGAUGGCAUCAGGAUUUGCAACUGUGUCAGGUACAAUUCUGGCGUCAUACAUCGGCUUCGGAGCAGAACCAGCUCACUUGGUGACUGCCAGCGUCAUGUCGGCCCCUGCCGCUAUAUGCUACGCUAAGUUGCUACUCCCGGAGACCAAACGUUCUUUGACUACUGUUGAUAAUAUUCAACCAGUUGUAUGCGAAGACAAAUCCGUACUUUCAGCAGCUACUAGGGGGGCUACCAAUGGCAUAGCCUUGAUCCUGAACAUCAUUGCCAAUAUUAUAGCCUUUGUAGCCUUCGUGGCGUUCGUCAACGGCUUUAUCGUCUAUUGCACAGAAUUGAUGGGGCACACAGGAAUUACCCUGGAAUGGAUUUUUGGAAAGAUUUUCAUACCCCUUGCUUGGGUCAUGGGAGUUCCGUGGGAAGAGUGUGAGUUGGUCGGAUCUCUGAUUGGCUUAAAAACUGUCGUCAAUGAGUUUGUAGCCUAUCAGAGAAUGGGAGAAAUGAAGAAAGAAGGAUUACUAUCGCCCAGAGCAGAAUUGAUAGCAACAUACUCCCUAUGCGGUUUCACCAACCCUGGAUCAGCUGGAAUCAUGAUUGGUGCCAUCGCAGCUAUGGCCCCUGGACAGAGAGAAGUUCUUUCUAGUGUGGCUGUGAGAGCAUUCUUCGCGGGAUGCGGUAUCUGCUUCAUGACCGCGUGUAUAGCAGGUUUACUGAUGCCUGAAGGAGCAUUCAUCUGAAAGUGAUAUGUAACAUAAUAUAUUGUUUAUUGUGAUGUAAAUAUUAACAUAUACUUAUAAAAUAAUUUAAUUUUACAAAACUGUUAUUUAUUGUAAUAAAUUUAUUUUGUAAUAAUAA